CCUAAUUAGUUGGUAGCUAGAUCGAGUUGCACAUGCUGCUUUAAUAUUCGCGCUCGCUCAGUUGGUCCAUCCAUUGAUCGAUCGAUCGAUCAAUCGAGCUUAGCCGCCGCGGCCAUGUCGAAGGCGUUCACCAAGUCUCUCCUCGUGCACUUCAACAAGAUCGUCAGGAGGCUCAGACCCUUCGUCGUCCAUGCGCAUCCGCCGUCGGCCGCCGAGAGGGCGAAGCCGUACGUCAGGCGGCCGUCCACGACGUCGACGGACGAGCAGCUGCUGCCGGCGCCGGACACGACGACGGAUGUCACCCUGUGCAAGGUGGAGGGCGGCCUGCUCAUGUCGCCGUCGGUCUUCCCGUACUUCAUGCUCGUCGCACUGGAGGCCGGCGGCCUCGUCCGCGGCCUGCUGCUGCUGCUGCUCUACCCCGUGCUGCUCCUGCUCGGCCAUGACCGGGCGGUCAAGGUCAUGGUCAUGGUGAGCUUCGCCGGCCUCAGGAAGGACGGGUUCCGGCUGGGCAGAGCGGUGAUGCCCAAGCUCUUCCUGGAGGACGUCAGCGCCGAGGUCUUCGAGGCGGCGGCGGCGCCGGGAGCGCGGCGCCGGAGGAGGGUGGUGUGCGUGAGCGCCAUGCCGAGGGAGAUGGUGGAGCCGUUCUUGGUGGAGUACCUCGGCGUCGACGCCGUCGUCGCGCCGGAGCUGAGGGUGUACAGGGGGUACUACCUUGGCCUCACGCAGGCCGACGGCGAGGUGUUGCAGAGGCUGGACAUGGAAGAGGUGAUCGGGUUGAAGGAGCGCCACGGCGGCGAUGGCCAGCUCUUCGUCGCCGGCAUCGCCGGACUUGGGAGCUCGUUCCAUCAGCUCUUCCGAAACUAUUGCAAGGAGGUGUACGUGGCAACGGAGUCGGCGAGGCGGCGGCGGCGGCGUCCCCUCCAUCCACGGUGGUACUCGAAGCCGCUCAUCUUCCACGACGGCCGCAUCGCCUUCCGCCCGACGGCGUCCGCGACGCUCGCCAUGUUCAUGUGGAUGCCGCUGGCCGCGCCCCUCGCCGUCCUCCGCACCGUCAUCUUCCUCCUCCUCCCCUUCUCCCUCUCCGUCCAGAUCCUCGGCGCGCUCGGCAUGCACUGCCGCUACAUCGCCGCGUCGUCGCUGUCGGCGGCGAGGGCCUUCGACCUCUUCGUCUGCAACCACCGCUGCCUGCUCGACCCGCUCUACGUCUCCGCCGUCUCCGGCCGCGCCGACCUCGCCGCCGCCACCUACAGCAUCAGCCGCCUCUCCGAGAUCCUCGCGCCCAUCCGCACCUUCCGCCUCACCCGCGACCGCGCUGCCGACCGCGCCGCCAUGCAGGCCCAUCUCUCCCGCCGCCCCGGCGCUCACCGCGGCGGCGGCGGAGGGCUGGUGGUGUGCCCCGAGGGGACCACCUGCCGCGAGCCGUUCCUGCUGCGGUUCAGCCCGCUGUUCACGGAGCUCGGCGCCGACGUGCAGCCGGUGGCGCUCUACUCCGAGGUGGCCAUGUUCCACGGCACGACGGCCGGGGGGUGGAAGCUCCUCGAUCCCUUCUUCCUCCUCAUGAACCCCUCGCCGGCCUACGUCCUCCAAUUCCUGGACCCCGUCGCCGAGGCCGAGCGCGGCGGCGGCGGCCCGGAGGUGGCGAACGAGGUGCAGCGCCGGAUCGCGGCGGCGCUGGGGUACACCUGCACGGCGCUGACGAGGAGGGACAAGUACCUCGUGCUCGCCGGCAACGAUGGCGUCGUCGCCAGCAAGAGCAGUUAAUUAAUUAAUCACCAAGUAAUUAAUGCACUAGUUAAUUAUUACUGUGUACACGAGUGUGUGAUUAAGUAGUUAAGUACGUGUCAGUGUCUGUGACUGGAUUGUAAUUAGGACGCAAGUUAUUAAUAAUAAGGUUUGCAAAAGGCAUGCCGGUUGUUAAGAGAUGUUUGCUUGUCCAUCGCCAUGUACAAACGUGUCCGUAUAUACGUACGGGAUCUGGCAAAAAAUGAAGAGUAAUUAUGUUGAA
Oryza brachyantha (malo sina) is the source of this 2005-nucleotide messenger RNA. Its product is annotated as probable glycerol-3-phosphate acyltransferase 3. Gene Ontology annotation, biological process: cutin biosynthetic process. Gene Ontology annotation, molecular function: phosphatase activity; glycerol-3-phosphate 2-O-acyltransferase activity. Lineage: Eukaryota; Viridiplantae; Streptophyta; Magnoliopsida; Poales; Poaceae. Gene Ontology annotation, cellular component: membrane. The transcript is spliced from 2 exons. The record is from RefSeq and is a predicted model, not a curated record. Bases 115 to 1761 code for a protein of 548 amino acids.